This is a messenger RNA of Suillus fuscotomentosus, 1249 nucleotides long. RefSeq lists its product as uncharacterized. The coding region runs from base 318 to 854 and encodes 178 amino acids. Lineage: Eukaryota; Fungi; Basidiomycota; Agaricomycetes; Boletales; Suillaceae. Gene Ontology annotation, molecular function: oxidoreductase activity, acting on the CH-OH group of donors, NAD or NADP as acceptor. The transcript is spliced from 4 exons. The record is from RefSeq and is a predicted model, not a curated record.
GUUUGUACCACCUGCACCUAGUCUUAUCUCAGUCAAAAUAGCUUGUAGCAGAGCUCAACACAACCGAAACAGAAGUAGGUGGCAAAACAACCCGAAGUUCAUGACAGGAGCUACUUCCCUAGACAUGCGUAGCAGCGACACCAUAUGGAACUGCAGAACACGCACGCAUCGACAGGUGUGCUUGCAAAUGCACACUGCGGCUUCUCGCUUGGCGUCAGUGACCCUUCGGCUUGGGAAACGCGAAUUCGUGGGAUUAGCCACUGUGGAAAUAACUCAACUUAUCCUGACCUCGUUUCCUCGAUAAUCAGAGUCGGACAAUGGAUUUAGGGCUGGAAAACAUUCAUGUCCUUGUAACAGGCGCAAGCGGAGGCAUUGGUCUUGAGACCGUCAAACUCUACUUGUCCCUCGGCGCAAAUGUGACUGCACAUUACAACUCUAAUUCCAAACCCAUCCAGAAUCUCCAAGUCAAAUUCCCUGCACUCCAAUGCGCACAGGCAGACCUCUCCUCUGAGUCUGCCGUGAAGAGUAUGUUCGAUGCGCUCUCAGGGACCCCGUUCGGCCCUGUGGCAGUAAUCGUGGUCAACCACGGCAUAUGGUCGCCCCAGGACGUACCUAUCGUUGAUAUGACCAUUGAGCAAUGGGACCACACCGUCAGUGCAAACCUCACCUCAAGCUUCCUGGUCUGCCGUGAGUUCUUGCGCCACUUGCGUGCAGCAACAGAAAGCGUGAAAGAUAGGGCUGCGAUUGUGCUCAUCGGGAGCACAUCAGGCAAAUACGGCGAAGCGAAUCACGGCGAUUAUGCUAUCAGUAAGAGUGGUGAGUUUUAUGUUUGUCGUGAAUCGGUCAUGUGCUGAGCGCGGAUAUGGGCAGCGAUGAUGUAUGGCUUGACGACGACACUCAAAAGUGAGAUCGUGAAGAUCGCACCGAGGGGACGUGUGAAUUGUAUUGCACCUGGAUGGGUUUCGACGCCGAUGGUACAAGAGGCCUUAGUGGCUUAUCUUCUUUAUCAGCACUCCGUUGAAAAAAACUUGGGACACCUCUGGACGUUGCAAACCAAAUAGUGGUAGUGUCUUCAUCUGUGAUCUCGGGACAUGUGACAGGGCAAGUGAUCUUUGUAGAAGGCGGUUGUGUAGGGGACAUUUGAACAGUGACUGAAUGAGUCAAACACAGGAUCGUGGCUCGCGUCAGUAUAUCAUGAAAGUACAUAUUUGGGCAGCAGACACGUGAAGUAUAUGUUGUGAGCUCUGCA